This is a messenger RNA of Lampris incognitus (smalleye Pacific opah), 2408 nucleotides long. It is a transcript of the gene napab, whose product is annotated as N-ethylmaleimide-sensitive factor attachment protein, alpha b. Gene Ontology annotation, molecular function: syntaxin binding; soluble NSF attachment protein activity. Gene Ontology annotation, cellular component: vacuolar membrane; terminal bouton; synaptobrevin 2-SNAP-25-syntaxin-1a complex. The record is from RefSeq and is a predicted model, not a curated record. Gene Ontology annotation, biological process: regulation of synaptic vesicle priming; synaptic transmission, glutamatergic; intracellular protein transport. Lineage: Eukaryota; Metazoa; Chordata; Actinopteri; Lampriformes; Lampridae. The transcript is spliced from 11 exons. The coding region runs from base 324 to 1211 and encodes 295 amino acids.
ACUUGUGACGCAUCCUCGUCUCCGUGUACUUAUAUAUAAUAGUGAUUAAGUUAGUAACCCACGAAUAGUAACACUACAAUAGUGUACAUAAGAGAAGUCACAACAGUAUGCGACUGGAUGUCGGAUAAGCAAAACAAGACGAGCGUCGCUCGGCGGACCGUCCGUCACGUCGCCCCCCCGCGUCACGUGACGCGGGUAGCGGUUUACUCAGUGGUUGACGGUUUUGCCUCGGGCGCCAGUCGCAGCUAGCUAAGUUGCGCAACUUCGUGGUCUGGUCGGGCCGCCCUUCGUUGAUCCGCAGAUCGGGGACGCCGUUGCCCGACAUGGACAACUCUGGAAAAGAAAAGGAGGCGACGGCGUUGAUGAGCGAGGCGGAGAAGAAGCUAAAGUCGUCGCAGUCGUUUUUCGGGGCGCUGUUUGGUGGCUCCUCUAAGCUGGAAGAGGCCAGUGACAUGUAUGUUAGGGCUGCCAAUAUGUACAAGAUGGCCAAAAACUGGUGUGCUGCAGGGAAUGCUUUUUCCCAAGCCGCUUGCCUUCACCUACAAAUGCAGAGCAAACAUGAUGCAGCGACUAACUUCAUAGAUGCUGGCAAUGCCUUCAAAAAAGCUGACCCACAAGAGGCCAUAAACUGUUUAAAUCGGGCCAUCGAGAUAUACACAGACAUGGGCCGGUUCACCAUCGCUGCCAAACAUCACAUUAGCAUUGCUGAGAUAUUUGAGACCGAGCUGGUGGACAUUGACAAGGCUAUUGCUCAUUAUGAACAGGCAGCAGAUUACUAUAAAGGUGAAGAGUCUACAAGUUCUGCAAACAAGUGCCUUCUCAAAGUCGCGACGUAUGCAGCCCAGCUGGAGCAGUACCCAAAAGCUAUUGAGAUUUACGAACAGGUGGGGACCCAUGCGAUGGACAGUACGCUCCUCAAGUACAGCGCCAAGGACCACUUCUUCAAGGCGGCGCUCUGUCACUUCUGUGUCGACAUGCUGAAUGCAAAGCUUGCUGUGCAGAAGUACGAGGAAAUGUUUCCAGCCUUUUCAGAUUCUCGGGAGUGCAAGCUGUUGAAGAAACUUCUAGAUGCAUAUGAAGAACAGAAUGUGGAUGCAUAUACUGACUCGGUAAAGGAAUAUGACACCAUUUCACGGCUGGAUCAGUGGCUCACCACCAUGCUACUCCGCAUCAAGAAAACCAUACAGGAGGAAGAGAGCGACCUUCGUUGAUUUUUUUAACCUACCUUGCGCAUCAGCAAAUCCUCAAAACCCUUCUUGCACCCCUGUUUCUGCCUUUAUUCUCACUUCCAUCCUUGGCGCAAACGGUCUUAAUCUCCCUGAACCCUUUUACUUUGUGUAUCCUUCCUUUCAUGUCCAGUACUUUUCUUCUCUUUUAAUAUCGGUUCAUCUUCUACUUUACAACGCUUCCCUCAAGAAUUGCAGUCUUUAGAUGCAAUGAACACUAGUUUCCUCAAUGCACACUGCAUUAUGUAAAGUGUAUAUCAUAAUAUUGUCAUGAUAUGGUCUUGGUUUGGUACUACCCCAAAACAUACUCAAACAUGGGUCAUGACACCCAAUACUUGUUACCAGCACUCAGCUAUAACGAAUUUUUUAUUUUCCAUAUCAGAAAAAUAGAUGGAAGGGUGCCAGUUGAUGGGAUUAAGGAAUCCCCACAAUGUUUUUGACAUACACCAGGGAAUAAAGUUAAAUGACCAAAAUUCCAACAUUUGCACAAGUAUUCACAGUGGUUCUUGGUAGUGGUGGGAACUCAUAUAAAUGCCUACAUGUGACUUAUCAGUCAGUCUGUUGGAAGUUGGGCUUCCACCAUCAUCUAAUCAUCGACUGCUGCGGUGCACCUCACCCGACCGGAGAGGCGACUCAUUUCUGGGAAAUAACUUCUAUUCUGUGGCCUUACACCGCUAAAUUCUCAGGAAUAGUGGUAUGCCAGAUUUAUUAUCAAUUAAUAAUAAUAAUUAUAAUGCUUUUGAAAGCACGUCAACAUUCAUAUUUAACGAUUUUAUUCCACAAGAAUAGGAAACGAGAGAAGCUUAUUGCCUUCAUGUGAACAUUUGCUUGGUUUGACUUGGGUGAAAAAAUCAUAGGCUACAGCUAACUCUCCUAGUAUGUAUGGCCUUCCUGUUUGAAGUGUUUUUUUUUUUGUUUAUAAGAUGAUGGGUUUUGUUUUUCUGCCCUUGUACCUGACCGGGCUAAAGGUCUGUAUAUGAUGCAAUAGAUGCAGCAAGCUUUACGGAUCUGAACACUGUGUUCACGUUCACAUGACGUAGGCAGUCAUGCAGGCAGUCACGGUAGUUUGGCCACUUGUUUUGUCAACACAAAAAAAAAAAAAGAAAUGUUCCUAUAUGACGACCCCUUUGUAAAUUCUUGUUUCCUGAUAAAACCUUUGAAUAAACUUCGACUUCAAACCCG